AUGAUCCGCGAUAUGGACUACGUCUACGCCCCGAUAAGUGCUAGCAGAUGUGGGUGGGUCCUCAAGAGCUUCAACCGGAAGCAGGGUCUUUAUGCGGAAGUAUGUGGUGUACCGGUGGAUGACACGUGGGAGAAAUGUCAACAUCUGGCACCGCCGUCUGAAGCGGCUACAGUAAAUCGUCUUCGCUCCUUCGGUUACAUUACAAAGAGACUAGCAGAACGUCUUGUUCAACGUGUUCUUAGGAGUUUCCUAACCGACUCGUUGCACGACCCGAAGUGGAGUCGGAAUGGAAGGCUCUAUGAACACGUUCCGAAAGCAAAGACCGUAAUUGAGGUUCUAAUGGUGACGAUUAUCGACGUGGGUGAUAACAACCAAUUAAUCCGGUGCGUUCUCGAGUAUCGAUUGAGAUGGAGCGAUCCACGACUAGCUUGGAACCCCUAUAUUGCGGAAAAUGCCAUGGAAACGAACCCUGUUGCUGCGCCGGACACCUUCACUGAUAAUGUGGUAAUCAGCUCCAAUGGAGACAUUCUUCGCGUGUUCACACUUUCGACACUUCUCACCUCCACUAUUCAAGCCGGCAAAUUCCCCUUCGAUAUACAACAUUGUUCACUGGAUUUCGCCGAAUACCUUAUGGAUCCAUCAGAAACCAAUUUAUUCAUGCAUGUACCAGAAGACGCCAUUUUCAAAGGCAAUGGUGAAUGGUGCAUCAAAAACAUUACGAGCUCCAUGAAACUGAUUGAUUAUGGCGUAGAGCCAUACCAUACCGUUUCAUUGAAGUUCGAUAUGCAACGGCUAUCACCGUACUACCUUACCCUUAUGUACCCAUUCAAAUUAUCACCAAUUUUUCCGUGUUCGCAUUGUUUUGGAUUCCCCAUGCUGGGUUAA
Messenger RNA from Necator americanus (New World hookworm), 885 nucleotides. RefSeq lists its product as uncharacterized. Bases 1 to 885 code for a protein of 294 amino acids. NCBI's taxonomy places the organism in Eukaryota, Metazoa, Nematoda, Chromadorea, Rhabditida, Ancylostomatidae. The transcript has 10 exons. Gene Ontology annotation, molecular function: extracellular ligand-gated monoatomic ion channel activity; neurotransmitter receptor activity; transmembrane signaling receptor activity. The record is from RefSeq and is a predicted model, not a curated record. Gene Ontology annotation, biological process: monoatomic ion transmembrane transport; nervous system process; signal transduction. Gene Ontology annotation, cellular component: neuron projection; synapse; plasma membrane.